This is a messenger RNA of Brassica oleracea var. oleracea, 962 nucleotides long. RefSeq names its product exosome complex component CSL4. The record is from RefSeq and is a predicted model, not a curated record. Gene Ontology annotation, molecular function: RNA binding. Lineage: Eukaryota; Viridiplantae; Streptophyta; Magnoliopsida; Brassicales; Brassicaceae. The coding region runs from base 148 to 717 and encodes 189 amino acids. Gene Ontology annotation, cellular component: cytoplasm; nuclear exosome (RNase complex). Gene Ontology annotation, biological process: RNA processing. The transcript has 6 exons.
UUUCAAACAAAAAGAAAAAAAACUAUCAAACCUCCCUGCUUCACUUAGUCUGUGUAUUGCCUCUUGAAAAAAACCCUUCUUUACCUUUGUGCUCUUCUUCCUUCCUCGUUAUCAACAGUCUCAAUCGGAUAAAACGAUUCAUCGAGAAUGACGGAGAUUGUAACGCCUGGAGACGUGCUCGGUAAUGCGGCUGAGUUCCAAGCCGGCAAAGGAGCUUACGUCAACGACAACACCAUCUACGCUUCCCUCACAGGAUCUCGCCGGGUUGUUUCUCCUCUUCCCGAUUCUCUUGACCAGAGAGCUACUGUGGAAGUUACGGGUCACAAGGCGCAUGGACUUAUCCCCGAGCCUGGUUCUCUUGUCUUAGCUAGGGUCACUAAAGUCAUGGCUCGUAUGGCUUCUGUUGAUAUCUUGUGUGUUGGUUCAAAGGCAGUUCGUGAAAAAUUUGCUGGCGUAAUCAGGCAACAAGAUGUUAGAGAAACGGAGAUUGACAAAGUUGAGAUUCAUCAGUCUUUCCGUCCUGGUGACAUUGUUAGAGCUAUGGUUCUGUCUCUAGGUGACUCACGGGCUUAUUAUCUGUCAACUGCUAAGAAUGAGCUUGGUGUGGUCUCUGCUGAGAGUGCUGCAGGUGAAACAAUGGUUCCGAUUAGUUGGACUGAGAUGCAAUGUCCUUUGUCUGGCCAAACCGAGCAGAGGAAAGUUGCCAAGGUGGCCUAAUUGAAUUACGAGACAGAUAAUCUGGCUUCUAUCAUAGUUUGAUGUGUGAAAGUCUCUACAACAAGAAAGAACAUGUUAGAUUAUUACAGUGUUGAGCUCUUUUUUUUUUACAUGCUUUCAAUAAAAGACUGUUGUCUAGUUAUCAGGUGAAGGGAAAAGUUUAAAGAGCAACGUGCCCUUGUUCCUAAACUCAAAAGACAUUUUUUAAUGAAACGAUUAAGAGAGAAUGAAUUUGAGUUUGAGCC